AUGAGCUUAAGGCAUCCCGAUUUUUCAAAAGUUCCUGGAACUAAAGAAAUAGUGAAAAGAGCAAUUAGUAGCAAAGCAAAUGUUGGAUAUACUUCAAAGAAAUUAUGGAGAGAGUUAAAUCUUCCUACUUCGCCUUUGGAUUUAUCACGACCAAAUAUAUUUUCACUACCCGAGAAAUUACUUAAGCAUUCAGCAAAGUUAAAGCCAUUGAAAGGUCCUCAUGAGAGAAGAACUAAAAAAGCAACCAAAAAGGUAAAAUCAUAUACAAUUGUUCGUAAAGAGCGUGAGGAAUUUCGGAAGAAAUUAGUCAACCUCAUCAUCAGUUCAGAGGAAGAAAUUGCUCGAGACGAUGGAUCAUUUCCUGAUGCUAAGGAAAAAGAAAUCAUGAGAUAUUACUACUACAUAAAACACGGGAUUGAUACUGUUCAUGUUGCACCAUUGGACAAAAAAGUUUUGACUCGAGUCCUUAAAUUAAUUCCCAAAAAACUGACAAAAUGGAAUGAUGUUUUGGAGUCGAUUACUGCAGAAAUGAAAGAGGAUUAUAUUACAGCUGUAAAAAAAGCAGUUAUUGAUUUUGUACUUGGUGAUGCCUUAAGUAAAAACAUCAAUAAACAAGAGGAAUCAAAAUAUCGUGGAGAAUUAAAGGAAAUGUCAAUGAAAUGGCGUCAUCGGUUUGACGAGAAUCGAAUGAAAAUCAAACGCACUUUAUUUGCUAUAAACCCUUGUUUGUCACAAAUACUAGAAAUUUGGUAUACGUCAUUCAAAAAUACAUGCUACGUUGACAUGAAGAAAAUCAUUAACAAAGGUCAAGCUUAUGAUUUGUCAGAAUUUACAAUGAUUAUUAAUCGACAGAUUGAGGAUGCAAAAACGAUGCUACAGGAGAGAUGGUUUGGUGAAAUUCAAGCAAUUAUUAGUCGUGGCUCCAAAAAGAAGCUAGUACCAGAAACAACCAAACCAAGAUUAUUAAAGAGAUUCUAUAAUUCCGUCGCAGCACUUAUGACACAACAACUUCAAGACAUGUGCAUCAGAAGUUUACGAGAAUAUACAGACUAUGUUUGUGAUGUUGGAAAAACAAAUCAAGGAUUCAAAUUGACAGUUUUGCUUGAAGAUGAAGAGACACUUGCAUUUGCUCCUCAGUUUGCAAAAUUUCGUAUUGAGCUAUUGAGAAUGAUUGAUCUUAUUGUAAAAGCUGGUAAUUCUUUACCAAGAAUUGAGGCUAAAGUUUAUGUCGACUCUCAGGCAACUGGUGAAUUCUUAAGACCAGCUAUUCCAAAUGAUAUAAUUGAGAAUUGUCGUGCAAGAAUUUAUUUUUUACUAGAAGAACAAAGAAUUGGUCCGGAACUACGUAUGCAAGAUUUUGAUGACUAUAUGGAUCUUAUGAAUGGUAAAAAUAUUGAUGAAAUUGAAAAAUUCAUCAACAGCAAACCAAAGUUUGAAGAAUAUUGCGAACUUAUAGAGCAAUACAAAGAUAUUGAGCAUGAAAUUGCACGAAAAGUAUUUGGUGUAGUUACUAUGGGAUUUUAUGAAUUUCAUCGCGAAGGAUUAAUUGACACUCUAGAAAGUCUCGCACGUUUCAUGCAGCAAGAACUAAUUACAAAAGUCACUGCAGAUCAGCAAAAUGCAAUGUCGAAAAUGACAGCUGAAUAUGAAGAUAUUUCUUCAAAGUUAUUAGCCAUUCCUAAAGAUACAAAAGCAUUGAUGGAACUUAAGAAAUACGCAAUACAUACAGAAGAAUCGACAAUACCAGGAAUGGAAAGCCGUUUAAGAGUGAAUCUCCAGCAACUGUUGUAUUUAACUGAUUAUACAAUAUUGACGCCAUUAGAAAUUAAAGUUAACACAAAUACAUUCCAAUGGUAUUUGAAGAUGCCAACAGUUUUUGAAGAUCACAAGAAAAUAAUAGCAGAGAAGGUCAUUGAGUAUCAGGAAAUGCUGCGAAAGAGAAUUGAAUAUUUCAAACGUGAUCUUGAUUUGUUCUGGGAACAAGUUCAGGAAUAUGUCAAGUGGGGUGAUUUGAAAAAGUUAUCAAAAUAUAAGAAAAAAGCAACAAUACUAGAUAAAAAACUUCAACUCGCAAUGGUGAAAAUAGAUGAAAUCAAUGAAGAGGAAGCAGCAUAUUCUUGGGAAAUGUCUCAGUAUCCUUUGCGUAAACAAUGUGCUGACAAGCUUUUACCAUACAAGAAGCUAUUCGAUGCUGGACAAGAAUUCAUGGAUAAGCAUGACUUAUGGAUGCAUACUCAAGUUGGUACUUAUGAGCCAGAGCAUAUUGAAGAAUUGAUUGGAAAUCUUUAUCGAGCUGUUUUCAAACUAGAGAAACAAUUUGCUGAUUCAAGAAACACUCAACAGCUGGCGUUGGGAAUUAAAAACUCGAUUGAUGAGUUCAAAACGCAUAUGCCGUUAAUAAACACACUCGGAAAUCCAGGAAUGAAAGAUCGCCAUUGGGAACAAGUGUCUGAAAUUAUUGGAUUCCCUAUUAAGAAAUCACCUGACAUGACGCUUGAGAAAUUAAUUGAUUAUGGACUUGCUGAGUAUGUUAGUAAAUUUGAGUCGAUUUCUGAAAGUGCAACAAAAGAAAAUAAUCUUGAGAAAGGAAUGGCUAAAAUGAUAAAUGAGUGGGGUGACAUGAAUUUUGUUGUAAAUUCUUAUCGCGAUACUGGAACAUUUAUACUCGCAUCUAUUGACGACAUCCAGGUUCUUCUUGAUGAUCAUAUUAUUAAAACUCAAACUAUGAAAGGAUCUCCUUAUAUUAAGCCAUUUGAAAAGGAAAUUCAUGCAUGGGAGAAGAAACUAAUGCUUUUACAAGAAAUUCUUGAUGACUGGCUAAAAGUACAGGCUACAUGGAUGUAUCUUGAGCCAAUUUUUGGCAGUCCUGACAUUCAAUCUCAAAUGCCAGAAGAAGGAAGAAGAUUUAGUGCUGUUGACAAAAUUUGGAAGGAUCUGAUGAGAGCUGUAGCUUCAGACACACAAGUUUUGGCAGUUAUUGAAAUUGACAAAAUGUCUGAGAAACUGAAGAAAUGUUAUGGCUUGCUUGAACAAAUUCAAAAAGGAUUAAAUGAGUAUUUAGAGAAAAAAAGAACUUUUUUUCCUCGUUUCUUUUUCCUGUCAAAUGAUGAACUUCUUGAAAUAUUAUCUGAAACUAAGGAUCCAACAAGAGUUCAACCACAUCUCAAAAAAUGCUUUGAAGGAAUUUCAACUCUUACAUUUACUGAAUCAUUAGAUGUUACCGUUAUGAAAUCGAGCGAAGGAGAAGAAGUCACACUUGAUGAUGUCAUUUCAACAGGCAAGGCUCGUGGACAAGUGGAACUAUGGCUUUCAGAACUUGAGAAAUCUAUGAAGAAAUCAAUUCGAAAUCAAAUAAUGCUUGCAUUAGAAUCAUAUAAGGAUUCUGUUCGACAUCAAUGGGUACUUGACUGGCCAGGCCAAUGUAUUCAAUCAAUCUCAACGACUUAUUGGACUAUUGAAAUAACAGAAUGCUUUAUGCAACUAGAUCCAGUUGAUGCAUUAAAAGAGUAUUCUGAAAAAUGUUCUGAUCAGAUUAAUCACAUUGUGGAUCUCGUUCGUGGAAAACUGUCCCUUCAAAAUCGAAUAACACUUGGAGCUUUGGUAGUGCUUGAUGUUCAUGGACGUGAUGUACUAACAGACUUGAUUGAAAAUCAAACCAUAAAAGACAAUGAUUUCAAUUGGUUGAGUCAACUCCGAUAUUAUGUUGAGAACGACCAGCUUGUAACACGAAUGAUAAAUUCAGCAUUAGCUUAUGGAUAUGAAUAUUUAGGAAACACUACAAGACUUGUUAUUACUCCUUUAACAGAUCGUUGUUUUAGGACGCUUUUUGGUGCUUUACAUCUGCAUCUUGGUGGUGCUCCCGAAGGUCCAGCUGGAACUGGUAAAACUGAAACUACAAAGGAUCUUGCAAAAGCUGUCGCAAAACAAUGUGUUGUAUUCAACUGUAGCGAUGGUCUUGAUUACAUUGCAUUGGGUAAAUUCUUCAAAGGACUUGCAUCUUGCGGUGCUUGGUCAUGCUUUGAUGAAUUUAAUCGAAUUGAUUUAGAAGUAUUAUCUGUUGUCGCCCAACAAAUUCUUACAAUCCAACGAGGAAUCAAUUCAGGAGCAUCAAAAAUAAUUUUUGAAGAAACUGAAAUUCUAUUAGAUCCAACUUGUGCUGUAUUCAUUACCAUGAAUCCUGGCUAUGCAGGCAGAAGUGAAUUACCCGAUAACUUGAAAUCACUGUUCAGAUCAGUGGCUAUGAUGGUUCCUGAUUAUGCUUUAAUUGCAGAAAUUGAACUCUAUUCUUAUGGAUUUUUGCAAGCUAAACCAUUAGCAAUUAAAAUUGUUGCUACUUAUCGACUAUGUAGUGAACAACUUUCAUCACAAUCACAUUAUGACUAUGGAAUGAGAGCAGUAAAGUCUGUGUUGAAAGCCGCUGGAGCAUUGAAAUUACGAUAUCCUGACGAAUCAGAAAAUAUUCUCAUCUUACGUUCAAUCAAAGAUGUAAACUUGGCAAAGUUUUUGAGUCAUGAUGUGCCAUUAUUCCAAGGAAUAAUUUCCGAUUUGUUUCCUGGGAUUUUGUUGCCCGAAUCUGACUAUGAUGUUUUUAAUAGAGCUGUACAAAAAGCUUGCAACGAAAAUAAUAUUCAAUGUACUGAUCCAUUUUUGGAGAAGAUUCAACAAAUCUAUGAAAUGAUUCUCGUUCGUCAUGGUCUCAUGAUUGUUGGAUAUCCGUUCGGGGGCAAGACAACAGCAUAUCGUAUGCUUGCCAGAGCUUUAGAAAUUAUUGAAGAAGGUGGUGAAAUGGAUGAACAUAAAGCAAUUUACACAGUUAUAAAUCCAAAAUCAAUCACGAUGGGUCAACUUUAUGGACAGUUUGAUCCAAUAUCACAUGAAUGGAGUGAUGGAAUUUUAGCUGUUAGCUACAGACAUUUUGCGAUGAGUACAACUCCCGAGCGAAAAUGGUUGAUCUUUGAUGGACCUGUUGAUGCUAUUUGGAUAGAAAACAUGAAUACUGUUCUUGAUGACAAUAAAAAAUUGUGCUUAAUGUCAGGAGAAAUUAUUCAGCUUUCCUCAACAACAAAUUUAAUUUUUGAGCCAAUGGACUUGGAAGCUGCUAGUCCAGCAACUGUUUCACGAUGCGGCAUGAUUUAUAUGGAACCGUCAUCUCUGGGCUGGAAGCCUUUGCUUGAUUCAUGGAUGAAUGAAAUGCCAUCCGCUAUCAAUUCUUCAAAUAAAUCAACAAUCAUGCAAAUGUUUAUGAGAUUUUGUCCACUUUUGCUUUGGUUUAUUCGCAAAGGAGGCUUUAAGGAAAUGAUGCCAACUUCUGACUCAAACCUAAUUCGUUCUGUAAUGAAUAUUUUUGAUUGUUUCAUGGAUGAGUGGAAAAUUGUAGUGCCACCACCAACAGAGAAGGAAAAUCAAAAUAAUAGUAAAGAUAAGGAGAAGGAGAAAGAAAAAGAUGCUUCGUUACGUGAAGUUGAAAUUAGAGCACAGAUUGAAGGAAUCUUCUUUUUCUCAGCUAUUUGGGCACUUGGUGGCUCGCUAUUUCAAGAAAGUCGUGACAAGUUUUCAGAAGUUUUUCGUGCUUUGUUAGAGAAAAAUUUUCCAGAUGAAUUAAAUGAAAAAUACAAGAUACCCGAACAUGUUAGAGUUCCACCACUUCAGAAACCUUUCAUUUUCCCUAUACCAAAACUAGGCUCAAUUUUUGAUUAUAGAUUCAUUAAAGAAGGUAAAGGAAAAUGGCGUCCUUGGUCAGAAGAUGUGCAACAAAUGGAAGCUAUUCCUCGUGACAAACCAGUAAAUCAAAUCAUAGUUCCUACAAUUGAAACAAUACGAACAUACACUUUACUUGAUUUGCUUGUAAAACAUUCGAAGCAUUUCAUGAUAGUUGGUCCAACAGGAACCGGUAAAUCUGUUUACGUAAAUGACUUUCUACUAAAGAAAAAUGACACAGAAGUCUUUAAACCAUUGCUGAUGAAUUUUUCUGCUCAAACGACUGCUAAUCAAACACAGGAUAUAAUCAUGUCAAAAUUAGACAAGCGUCGAAAAGGAAUUUUCGGUCCACCAUUAGGACAAAAAUGUGUAAUUUUUGUUGAUGAUGUUUCUAUGCCUAUGAAGGAGGCUUAUGGAGCACAGCCGCCAAUUGAACUGUUAAGGAUGUGGAUGGAUCAUGGGAUUUGGUAUGAUCGCAAGGAAAAUAUUCCGAUGAAACUUUUCGAUAUUCAUUUCGUUUGUGCUUUGGGACCGCCAAGCUCAGGAAAUACAGUAACUCCAAGAUUUUCACGUCAUUUUAAUACACUUGUCAUAAAUGAGUUUGAAGAACAGACAUUAAUUGCCAUAUUUAGUAAAAUUGUUCUAUGGCAUUUGGAUACAAGAGGAUUUUCUAAAGAAUUUGAUCCAUGUAUCGUGGAAAUUGUAAAUUCAACACUAGCCAUUUACCAAGAAGCAAGAAUUUUUUUACUUCCGACACCUACAAAAUGUCAUUAUCUUUUUAAUUUACGUGACUUUUCACGCGUUGUACAAGGUGUGCUUUUGUCUGUACCCGAAGGAACUGAAACAAUUGAUACAAUGAGACGAUUAUGGACGCACGAAAUCCUUAGAGUUUAUGGUGAUCGACUUGUAGAUGAAACAGAUAGGCUGUGGCUUUUUGAUAUGACUUAUAAAACAAUACAAGAUAAAAUGGGUGUUGAUCCAGAAGAACUCUUUGUGCGUGUUCGAGAACCGAAAAAACCAUUGACAGAAAAUGAUUUAAGGAAGCUCUUAUUCUGUGACUUUACGAAUCCAAAAGCUGAUAACAAACUUUACUUAGAGGUUGAGGAAUUAGAAUCACUUCGCUAUACAGUUGAAGCUUAUUUAGUGGAGUUUAAUAACAUGAGUAAGAAGCCAAUGAACCUUGUGUUGUUCAGAUUUGCAAUUGAGCAUUUAUCAAGAAUUUGCCGCAUCAUAAAACCGCCAAGAAGUCACGCACUACUUAUUGGAGUUGGUGGUUCAGGAAGACAGUCAUUAACACGUUUAGCUGCUCAUAUAAAUGAUUAUGAAACGUUUCAAGUUGAAAUUUCUCGUCAAUAUGGCAUGAAUGAAUGGCAUGAGGAUGUAAAAAAUAUUGUAAGAAAAGUAAGUGCUUCUGAGACGCAAGGAGCUUUUCUUUUCACAGAUGUACAGAUAAAAGAAGAAUCAUUUUUGGAAGAUGUAAGCAACUUAUUAAAUACUGGCGAAAUUCCAAAUUUAUUCAGUAUGGAAGAAAGGAAUGAAAUUUUGGAGAAAAUGAGGCAAAUUGAUCGAGCAAAAGAUAAAAGUUUGCAGACAGACGGAAGUCCUGUAGCUAUGUUUAAUAUGUUCGUGAAUCUUGUUCGUGAACAACUACACGUUGUUCUCUCAAUGUCACCUAUUGGAAGUGCUUUUAGAAACCGUGUACGUAAAUUCCCAGCCAUAGUUAACUGUUGCACAAUUGAUUGGUUUCAACCAUGGCCAGAUGAUGCAUUGCUUGCUGUUGCCUCAAGAUUUCUUGGAAAUAUUGAAUUAUCUGAUAUUGAGCGACCGAUUUGUAUUGAUAUGUGUAUGGAGUUCCAUACAGCCACAGAAAAGUUGUCUGAUGAAUUUUUAAAGCGUUUAAAUCGUCAUAAUUAUGUUACACCAACAUCAUACUUAGAACUUAUUCAUACAUUUAAGGAUUUGCUUCAAAAGAAAAGGAAUGAAACUAAAACUUUAAGAACAAGAUACCUAACUGGAAUUGAACAACUUGAAACUGCAUCAAAACAAGUUGACAUACUAAAGGCAAAUUUAGAAGAAUUGCAACCUUCUUUAAAGCUUGCUGCUGAAACUGUCACAAAACAGUUAGCUCAGGUACAAAAAGAUCAGGAAAUCGCCAAUACAAAGCGCGAACAAGUCAUGGUGGAUGAAGGAGCUGCAAUAGAUCAAGCAACAAUCGCCAACGCAAUAAAAGAAGAAUGUGAUGCGAAGUUAUCAGAAGCUAUCCCAAAAUUGGAAGAAGCUAAUGCAGCAUUACAAACUCUUACACCUCAAGAUGUCACAAUUGUUAAAACAAUGAAAAGUCCUCCAAUUACGGUAAAAAUUGUAAUGGAAGGAAUAUGCAUCAUGAAAGAUGUAAAACCUGAAAAGGUUCCAAAUCCAAACGGAGUUGGUUUGGUGGAAGAUUAUUGGCCAUCAUCUAAAAAGGUUUUAACGGAUAUGAAGUUUCUUGAUAGCCUUUUGCACUUUGAUAAAGACAACAUUCCAUCAAGAGUAAUUCAGAAAGUUCAAGAACGUGUUUUGUCCAAUGAAAAUUUCGAUCCGGAAAAAGUUAAAUUGGCAUCAGCAGCCUGCGAGGGUCUAUGCAAAUGGAUAAGCGCAAUUGUAGAAUAUGAUAAAGUGAUAAAAGUUGUAGCACCAAAACGAGCAGCUUUAGAAGAAGCGCAAGCUAAUUAUAAUAGUGCAAUGUCCACACUUACUGCUAAGAAACAACAACUUGCUGGAUUGGAGGCAAAUUUAGCCGAGUUAAAGCGACAAUUAGAUGAACAAAUUGCAAUCCAAAAUGAAAAACAAACAAAAGUUGAAGCCUGCACCAAACAACUUGAGCGUGCAACAGAAUUAAUUUCAGGACUUGGGGGAGAAGGAACUCGAUGGAGUGAAGCAGCAACUCACCUUGGAAAAGUCUAUGACACAUUGACUGGAGAUGUCUUAAUUGCAUCAGGUGUUGUUGCAUACCUCGGACCAUUUACAAGCAGCUUUCGUUCAAAACAAAUUCAGGAAUGGAGAGAUAAAUGUGAAUCAAUGGGAAUUAUGUGUGCAACAAAUUUUCAAUUACAAAAUGUUCUUGGUGAUCCUGUGUUGAUUCGUUCGUGGAAUAUUUUUGGUCUGCCAAGUGAUUCCUUUUCAAUUGAAAGCGCAAUCAUCAUUAAUAAUGCAAGACGCUGGCCAUUAUGUAUUGAUCCGCAAGGGCAAGCAAACAAGUGGAUUAAAAAUAUGGAGAAAGCAAAUCGACUUGGUAUAAUACGUUUAUCACAGCCUGAUUACACUCGUGUAUUAGAGAACUCAAUUCAAUUUGGUUUACCAGUUUUGUUAGAAAAUAUUGGCGAGGAAAUUGAGCCAUUACUUGAGCCUGUAUUAUUGCGACAAACAUUCAAGCAAGGUGGCACAAUGUGUAUUAAGUUGGGUGAAUCCGUAAUUGAAUAUAAUGACAGUUUUCGAUUUUACAUUACAACUAAAAUGAGGAAUCCACAUUAUUUGCCUGAAAUUGCUGUUAAAGUGACUUUAUUGAAUUUCAUGAUUACACCGAUAGGUCUUCAAGAUCAAUUACUUGGAAUAACUGUCGCUCGCGAAAGACCUGACCUUGAAACAGAAAAAAAUCAAUUGAUAAUUCAAAGUGCAGAAAAUAAGAAGCAAUUAAAGGAAAUAGAAGAUAAAAUUUUGGAAGUGUUGUCAUCUGAGGGAAAUAUUCUAGAAGAUGAGAGUGCUGUUCAAGUUUUAAGUUCUUCUAAAAUUUUAUCAAAUGAAAUUAAUGAGAAGCAGUCAGUUGCUGAAGUGACAGAAAAGCAAAUCGAUACUGCACGACUUGGCUAUACGCCAAUUGCAAAACAUUCAACGAUUCUCUUCUUCUCGAUUGUUGAGCUAGCAAACAUUGAUCCUAUGUAUCAGUAUAGUCUAGCAUGGUUUGUUAAUUUAUUUACAAAUGCAAUAGAUAACACGGAAAAAGUUGAUGACUUAGAGCAAAGGCUUACAGAGUUAACAAGCUAUUUUACAUACAGCCUUUAUGUUAACAUUUGUCGAAGUUUAUUUGAACGAGACAAGCUUCUUUUCUCAUUGCUUUUGGCAGUGAAUUUGAUGAAAGACGAAGGAAAAUUGCAACAAGAGGAAUGGAUGUUUUUAUUGACUGGAGGUGUUGGUCUUCAUAACCCACAUGAAAAUCCAGCUAAAUGGAUUCCAACCAAAACUUGGAAUGAGAUAUGCAGAUUAUCAGAAUUCGAGGCUUUUAAAGGACUACAUGAAACCAUUGGAAAGCAUCUGAGAAUAUGGGAAGAUUAUUACAACUCAGAUGCGCCUAAUAAAAUGCCAUUACCAAAACCAUGGGAUAAACUUAAUGAUUUCCAUAAAAUGCUGAUUUUACGGUGCUUCCGUUCUGAUAAAUUAGUUCCUGCUAUUAAAGAUUAUGUCAAAUCAAUUAUGGGACAUAAAUUUGUUGAACCGCCACCAUUUGACCUUAAUUCAUCAUAUGAAGACUCUCAUUGCUGUAUUCCAUUAAUAUUCAUCCUAACACCAGGAGCUGAUCCAGUUGCAAGCUUAUUAAAAUUCGCAGAUGAUCAAGGCUAUGGAGCAAAUCGAUUAUGUUCACUCUCUUUAGGCCAAGGUCAAGGACCAAUUGCAACAAAAAAGAUUGAUGAAGGUACAAAGUUUGGAAAUUGGGUUAUUCUUCAAAAUUGUCAUUUGGCAAAGAGUUGGAUGGGAAAUCUUGAGAGAAUUUGUGAAGGACUUUUGCCAGAUACAACACAUCCAGAUUUUCGUUUGUGGUUGACAUCAUAUCCAUCUGAAGAUUUUCCAGUUGUUGUUCUACAAAAUGGUGUUAAAAUGACAAAUGAACCUCCUAAAGGGUUGAAAAACAACAUUUUGCGUUCUUUCCAAAGUGACCCAAUUAAUGAUCCUGAAUGGUUUGAAUCAAAUCAACAAUCGAAAAACUUUAAGAUGCUUUUGUUUUCCUUAUGCUUUUUCCACGGUGUUGUACAAGAACGUCGUCAAUUUGGACCGAUUGGUUGGAAUAUAAGCUAUGAAUUUAAUGAAACAGACUUGAGAAUCAGUGUGAGGCAAUUGAUGAUGUUCCUCAAUGAGUAUGAGGAAGUUGAGUAUACAGCAUUGAAAUAUUUGACGGGCGAAUGUAAUUAUGGUGGUCGAGUCACUGAUGAUUGGGAUAGACGUUGUCUCAAUACCAUAUUAUCAAAAUAUUAUAAUUUGGAAGUUUUGUCUAAUGUUGACUACAAAUUUGACGAUAUUGGAAAAUACACAAUACCAAGAUUGAGUGAAUAUGAAGAGCAUAUCAAAUACAUAAAAAAUCUACCAGCUGAUGCAAAUCCUGGAAUAUUUGGACUCCAUGAUAAUGCAGAUAUAAUUAAGGAUCAACAAGAAACAAAUUCGCUGUUGAUGAAUGUUUUAUUAACACAGACAACAUCCGGCGGUGGAAGUUUUAGUAAAAGUGAGAAGCUCGUUAUAGAAGUCUCAAACGAUAUUUUGGCAAGACUUCCGCAACAGUUUGACAUUGAAGCAACGGGUAUCAAAUAUCCAACAAGCUAUCAUCAAAGCAUGAAUACCGUCUUGGUGCAGGAAAUGGGACGAUUUAAUAUUUUGCUCGAAACCAUAAGAAAUAGUCUCAACGUUGUCAUAAAUGCAAUUAAAGGUCUAAUUUCAAUAACUCCUGGAGUUGAACAAGUUGUAAACUCAAUUGUCAUAGGAAAAAUUCCAGCAAUGUGGUCAGCAAAAUCGUACCCGAGCUUAAAACCAUUAGGAAGUUAUGUUAAUGAUUUUCUUGAGCGAUUGCAAUUCCUUCAAAAAUGGAUGGAUGAUGGACCACCGACAAAUUAUUGGAUUUCUGGUUUUUAUUUUACGCAAGCAUUUUUGACAGGCGCUCAACAGAAUUAUGCACGAAAAUAUUCAAUUCCAAUUGACUUGCUUGUUUUCGAUUAUGAAAUACAAACUGUAGAUGAGCUUGAUUCUGCACCCGAUGAUGGUGUCUAUGUUUACGGUCUAUUUCUUGAUGGUGCCCGUUGGGAUCGUUCUAGUCAUUGCUUGCAAGAGUCUCUUCCAAGAGUGCUUCAUGAUAAAAUGCCUUUGAUAUGGCUUCGUCCAAUGAAAAAAGAUGAAUUGAAGCCAAGACAUGUUUAUACAUGCCCAGUUUAUAAAACAGCUGAACGACGUGGUAUUCUGUCAACGACUGGACAUAGUACAAAUUUUGUCAUUGCAAUGCUUCUUGACUGUUCAGAAGAUAAGAGUCCUGAUCAUUGGAUAAUGAGAGGAUGUGCUUUGCUAUGCCAAUUAAGCCAAUAAAUCUCUUCUUGAUACUUUGUAUGCAUACUUUUUUGUGUGAACUUUUUU
This is a messenger RNA of Chironomus riparius, 12060 nucleotides long. The record is from the annotation of a GenBank genome assembly. Lineage: Eukaryota; Metazoa; Arthropoda; Insecta; Diptera; Chironomidae.